CACAAAGCCCCGCACAAUCGGCCGGGCUUGUAUUCGGGCAAUUACGGGCGCAUCGGUCGCGUGGCUGCCACUGGGCAUGCCCAGCCCCGGGUCACGUGACAUCUGUCAUGGCCGCCUCCGUGGCCCGGGGAGGCGUGAGUGCCAGGCUUCUGCUGCGGGCGGCCAGGCGAGCCUGGUGGAGCCGGCCUGCAGGCUCCUGGGGGUCUGGGGAGGCGGCGGCGCCAGCGACCGCCAGAAGAUUCCGAGCGACAGGCUCGCGCCCGGCGGGGGAGGAGGAAGCCGGCGGCCCCGAGCGGCCCGGGGACGUAUUCCACCUGGCCACUGCGUCCAUCGUCAAGUUUGGCAUCUGCACCUCGUCUGUCCCCAGGGUGAACGUGGUGUUCGUAGACCGGUCAGGCCAACGGAUUCCGGUGAGCGGCAGAGUGGGGGACAAUGUUCUCCACUUGGCCCAGCGCCAUGGAGUGGACCUGGAAGGGGCCUGCGAGGCUUCCCUGGCCUGUUCUACCUGCCACGUAUACGUGAGCGAGGACCACCUGGACCUGCUGCCUCCUCCUGACGAGAGGGAGGACGACAUGCUGGACAUGGCCCCCCUUCUUCAGGAGAACUCCCGGCUGGGCUGCCAAAUCGUGCUGACUCCCGAGCUGGAAGGGGCCGAGUUCAGGCUGCCGAAGAUCACCAGGAACUUCUACGUGGACGGCCAUGUCCCCAAGCCCCACUGACGCGGGCAGCCGGGGCCAUCCCGGACACCCGUGGCCCUCGGGGCCAGGACUGGAAGAGUAGCCGAGCUGCCAGCCCGGCCCAGAGCGUGGACAGGCCCGAGAGAGAUGUCGGGAGCGACCAGAAGUCCAAAGCCCCUGCUUCAGAGAGAUCCCGUGUCCAGGCUCUGGUUGGGGGGCCACCAGCCCCUGCUGGGGGAGCCGAGGCCAAGCUCACUAGAAUCAGUGGGUGGAUAGGGUGGAAUCUGACAAUAAAACUGGCUCACAGAGA
Messenger RNA from Hyaena hyaena (striped hyena), 987 nucleotides. It is a transcript of the gene FDX2, whose product is annotated as ferredoxin 2. The record is from RefSeq and is a predicted model, not a curated record. Gene Ontology annotation, cellular component: mitochondrion. The transcript has 5 exons. Lineage: Eukaryota; Metazoa; Chordata; Mammalia; Carnivora; Hyaenidae. Gene Ontology annotation, biological process: P450-containing electron transport chain; positive regulation of oxidoreductase activity. The coding region runs from base 108 to 719 and encodes 203 amino acids. Gene Ontology annotation, molecular function: 2 iron, 2 sulfur cluster binding.